This is a messenger RNA of Diospyros lotus (date-plum), 1080 nucleotides long. Its product is annotated as RING-H2 finger protein ATL57. The record is from RefSeq and is a predicted model, not a curated record. Bases 182 to 970 code for a protein of 262 amino acids. The transcript has a single exon. Lineage: Eukaryota; Viridiplantae; Streptophyta; Magnoliopsida; Ericales; Ebenaceae.
CGACUUAAGAUGUACAUGUACCUAAAGAAUUAGGGUGAGAUCCACAAGUGGCAGCGGAAGUGUAAAUAGAUGGACCCUCACCAACCCACCCAGACUUGGUCCAAGGUUCCCCCGCCGUCGAUGUCUCCCUCGUCCAAAACCAGAAUCCACCAAACCUCUCGAACUAUAUCCCCAAUUCAUCAUGAUCUUUUUAGUCUGUCCACUUCAUCAUCACCAUUAUUUAGAAUCCCCCCCCCCCCCCCUUUCUGUCUCUAAAUCGAGUAGCAGCCACAGAGAAAUGAAGCAGCAGCAAGGCCGGAAGCUCCUGCAAUACGACAGCAGUCCGACCGGAACCCUCACCGGCUCGUCACCGCCGAGGCUACCCGUCGCCAGUAAGCUUAAUUCCGCCUUCGACUCCUCCAUGGCCCUCACCGCCCUCAUCCUCCUCUCCGCUCUCUUCUUCGUCGGCUUCCUCUCCAUCUACAUCCGCCACUGCGCCGAGGACGCCACCGAUUUCCCCCCCCGCCGCCGCCGCCGGCAAAGCCCUCCCACGUGGCGUCCCUGCUCCGGCUCCGCCAAAGGCCUUGACCCCGACGUCGUCCGGUCCCUGCCGGUGCUGUCUUACGGUGGGGGCGAGAAGCAUCCGAUCGACUGCGCCAUCUGCCUGAGCGAGUUCGAGGAUAGAGAGAUGGUGAAGAUGAUUCCGUAUUGCCGCCACGUGUUCCACCCGGCCUGCAUUGACACGUGGCUUUCGGCCCAUGUGUCGUGCCCGCUUUGUCGCACGACCCAGAUGUCGGCAGUGGCGGAGGUCCGUUUGGGUCUGGGCGAGGAGGACGAUAAUCAAGGCGGGAGUGAAAAUCCGAUCAGAUUGACGGCGGACGACGGUGACACGCGGCAAGAGGCGGGACUGGGGGAGAGGGAGAUGAGAAGAGUGCGUAUUCAGCACGGGGGAGAUUUGGGGGGGCACGGGAGCUCUGACUUUGGUAGGUGAGAGUGGGCCCGGAGGUGUGUGUUAAUGUGUAAAUACUUGUGCGGCGCUCGGGACAUUUACUAAUUUGAUUAAUUAAUUGAUUAUACACUAUUUUAAUUUUGUGCUCCUCU